AUGAUCAGCAACAUAUUCAAAAAACAAAAUCAGAACCUGUUUUCGGAAGAAAAUAGAGUUGUCUGCGAAGCAUUCGCCAAAUCCGAAAGUUUCAAAUUCAAUACUCAACUAAUCUAUGACCGAAGUGAAAGUGUUCUUUCAGAAUUCCUCCAAAUUGCUCACGCAAAUCCUCUUUCACUUUCACUUAAAAACGUCUUUGAAGAGUUAGACGUUGACGGAGAUGGAUACAUAACCAGAUCUGAAUUGCGUACUGCUUUUCAACGAAUGGGUCAUUCACUUUCUGAUCAAGACAUUAAGGCUAUUUACAAACAUGUUGAUGCUAAUAACGAUGGAAAAAUCAACUUCCAAGGUAUGUGCUUGUCAGAUUAUGGAUUUACUUUGAACGCAACUCUUUCCGUGCUCUGUUCUGAUAUUGAGAUCAAAACUUCAAGCGAAAGAGUUCAUUCCAAGCUAACAUACUGA
Cylicostephanus goldi is the source of this 462-nucleotide messenger RNA. The record is from the annotation of a GenBank genome assembly. NCBI's taxonomy places the organism in Eukaryota, Metazoa, Nematoda, Chromadorea, Rhabditida, Strongylidae.